Molecule: messenger RNA, 882 nt
Organism: Rotaria sp. Silwood2
Lineage: Eukaryota; Metazoa; Rotifera; Eurotatoria; Philodinida; Philodinidae
Source: the annotation of a GenBank genome assembly
AUGAUUGCUCAAAGAUACAAUUGUCAAAUCGAUUUCAUCGAUGUGAAAGUUCAAAUUGAAAUUACAACUUUACCAAAAAGUAUAAAUUCAUCAACAAUAGAAUUAACACCGAAAUAUUUAAUUGAACAAUCGAAUCAAUUCUAUUCAAGUAUAGGAAUUUUGAAGAAAGUAUCUAUUUCAAAUUUCGAAAUCGAAAUUCAUCGAACAGAGAAUAAUCGACUACCAAAAAUAGAUAUUCUAAUUAUUUCAGCGGUUAAAGAUGCGAUAAAAGAAAGUAUUGAUCCAACAAGUCGCAGUCUUUAUUUUGAAAAUGAUAUUGGUAGAAGAAUUUUAUUUAUUCCAUGGAUGCUAUUAACUGUAUCAGAUGUAGAUGUAAAUCAGACGAAUAGUCAUCUUAGAAAAUCAACAAAUGAUUUUAUUUCGACAACAUUGAAACAAGUGAGAGCAUUUUGCAAAGAUCAAGUCAUUACUAUUUGUUUUUCAACAACUGAUUGGGAAAAUUUUUCUUCGUUUGAAGAGGGUGUGGGUGUGGGUGUGGGAGGUGGGUGUGGGGUGUGGGUGUGGGUGUGGGUGUGGGUGUGGGUGUGGGUGUGGGUGUGGGUGUGGGGGUGGGGGUGUGGACAAGGGGGAAAAAGCGGAUCCUGGUGGAUCCUGGGAUCCAUUAGGAUCCGCCAGGAUCCACUAGGAUCCAUUAGAAUCCAUCAGGAUCCACCAGAAUCCAUUAGAACUCAUUAUCAUUUAUGAAGAUAGAUUAAUGUUCUGAAUAGCCACAAAAGCAAGGAUAUCAACCAGAUUGAUAAAAUAAGGAUGCAUAAUUCAAAAUAUGUUCUGGAUGAAUCAAUGGGAGCACCAUGUGCUAUUUAUACAACUAUGACUAGUCUA